Molecule: messenger RNA, 2374 nt
Organism: Zea mays
Lineage: Eukaryota; Viridiplantae; Streptophyta; Magnoliopsida; Poales; Poaceae
Product: NAC domain-containing protein 43
Exons: 3
Coding region: 382-1638 (418 amino acids)
Biological process (GO): regulation of DNA-templated transcription
Molecular function (GO): DNA binding
Source: RefSeq, a predicted model, not a curated record
AUCGAACGCGAUCCCCUCCCCCCUCACCCCCUAAUUUCACUCGGAUCCAUGCCUGUGUGUGCUAGCUGCCGUCGUCGGCCUUGCCUCGCAAAAGUACCCCCAACCCCCCACUAUAUAUAAGUGCAGCGCCUUUCCUCCCCUGCCACCACCAGCUUCCCUCCUAGCUCUUCUCUUUCCUCAUCAUCGUCUUCCUCCCCUCACAUCCUCUGGCCUCUGGUCCUCCACCGUCCUGCUAGCCAGAGCUGCUCUUGUACGCGCAGCUGGCCUCUGUGCAUAUCACCAGCACACCGCGCAGGGGAAGGAAAUUAACAAGAGAAAAGGCAAGGAGAGCAGGCAGGCAAGGAAGCUGCAGAAGCCAAGGAAGGAGAAGGAGGAUCAUCAAUGAGCAUCUCGGUGAACGGGCAGUCGUGCGUGCCGCCGGGGUUCCGCUUCCACCCCACGGAGGAGGAGCUGCUCAACUACUACCUCCGCAAGAAGGUGGCCUCCCAGGAGAUCGACCUCGACGUCAUCCGCGACGUCGACCUCAACAAGCUCGAGCCAUGGGACAUCCAAGAGAAAUGCAAGAUCGGGUCGGGUCCCCAGAACGACUGGUACUUCUUCAGCCACAAGGACAAGAAGUACCCGACGGGGACGCGCACCAACCGCGCCACGGCCGCCGGGUUCUGGAAGGCCACCGGCCGCGACAAGGCCAUCUACAACGCCGUCAAGCGCAUCGGCAUGCGCAAGACGCUCGUCUUCUACAAGGGCCGCGCGCCGCACGGCCAGAAGUCCGACUGGAUCAUGCACGAGUACCGCCUCGACGACCCCGCUGCUGCUGCUGCUGCUGGAUCCGGUGAUGCCGUGGCCAACGACGACGCAGCCGCCACGGCUGCUGCUGCUGCCGCCGCGUCGUCGGACGGCGGGCAGGAGGACGGCUGGGUGGUGUGCAGGGUGUUCAAGAAGAAGCACCACCACAAGGAGUCAGGUGGGGGCGGGGGCAACAAGCACGGCAGCAGUAACAGCGAGCAUGGGCACGGCGGCGCCGGCAAGGCAUCGGCUGCGGCUGCGGCUGCGGCGCACCAGCACCAGCACCAUGGAGGCCUGCAGUACUCCUCCAGCGACGAGGCGCUGGACCAGAUCCUGCAGUACAUGGGCAGGUCGUGCAAGCAGGAGCACGAGCUGGUGUCGCCGGCGCCGGCGCCGCCGGGACGGGCGGCGGCGUCCAGGUACCUCCGGCCCAUCGAGACCGUUCUGGGCGGGCACGCGUUCAUGAAGCUUCCCGCGCUCGAGAGCCCGUCCGCGGCCGCGUCCGCAUCGCUGACACAGCCGGCGCAGCACGACGAGCUCUACCGCGCCGCCGGGAACGGGAUCACGGACUGGGCCAUGAUGGACCGGCUGGUGGCGUCGCACCUGAACGGGCAGCAGGCGCCCGCCGCGGCGGACCAGCUCGGCGGCGGCUGCGGCUUCGACGCGGACGCCGGCGCCGAAGACGCGGACGCCGGCCUCGCCUUCUACUCCGCCGCCGCCAGCCGGCUGCUCGGCUCCGGCGGCGGCGCCGGCAGCGACGACGACCUGUGGAGCUUCACGCGGUCGUCGGUUUCGUCAACGGCGGCGGCGGCGGCCACGUCCACGGAGCGGCUCAGCCACGUGUCACUGUAGACGCCGUUCUUCGUCGCCGUCGCCGUCGCCUUAACUAUGUACGUACGUACGUCGUAAGCCCCUACGUGAUGACAUGGCCAGCAUGCCCUGGUGGUACACGUACUAGUAAAGAAGAGACAAACACCAACAGCAGGAGCAGAGAGAGAGAAAGAGGAAAUAAAAGAAGGGUCUCUAGAGAGAGAGAGAGUGAUUUCAGAGGAGGUGAUUAGAGUGAUGAGAGAGACUGAAAGUAGAUCGAUGGAUCGCUGAUUCGCUGAUACGAUUAAAGCUGGCAGUAAGUUGGAGUGGCACUGUCACUCGGACGCCACAUGCAUCAUCUCUCCUUUCUAUAGCUUCAUUCUCUCUCCAUCAUCUCAGCCACUGUUUAAUUAACCCCCGGCCACCGAUUGUUAUUACUAUAAUAUAUAACCACAGCAUUUUACUAGCAGAUUGAUACUACAUCUACCACUGUUACUAUAUAUUAGAUUGUUCAUUUCAAUAUAAUUAGGAGAGAGAGGAGGGGAGUAAUUAAUUGACAGCGAGCAGCAUGGCAAAAACAGUGUAAGGCGAUUAUUAUUGCUGGUUUGUUUACUAGUACCUACCUACGUACGUGCUGUGGGCGGUGUGUGUGCAUGGUGUUUGCAGUUUGCACAUGUGCAUCCUUUAUUUUUAAUUAUUCCCAUGACUAUAUAUAUAGAUAUUAAAUAUACAUGCAGGUUGUAUCUAUCUAUCUAUACAUACAAAUUGCAUUUCUGUC